UCCCUACUCAUCCGCUUCACCUUUCACAGUCUCAUAAUAACAACAAACAGUUACAUAGCAGCACUCACCCACCGCCUCCCUCCUCCUCCGCCGUCUUCGCCGGCCUAAAAAGAACAAUGGAUGUUCGCCGGCGUAAUGGCAAGUCUUCACUCACUCCAUCCAAAACUGCCACCCUCGGCGAACCUCUCAAACCCCACCACCACCACCACCACCACCAACAACAACAACCCACCUCUCCCAAAGCCUCCGAUGCCUUCCCUCUGCCUCUCUACCUCACCAAUGCCGUUUUCUUCUCUCUCUUCUUCUCUGUCGGCUACUUUCUUCUCCUCCGAUGGCGUGACAAGAUCCGCAACUCCAUCCCUCUCCACGUCGUCACCCUCUCCGAACUUGCCGCCGUGGUUUCCUUCAUCGCUUCCGCUAUCUACCUCCUCGGCUUCUUCGGCAUCGACUUCGUUCAGUCCGUCUUAACUUCCCGAUCCACCCACGAUGCUUGGGAAGAGAUCGAUGAAGACGAAACCGCAGCCCAAUUCAUCGAUGACCGCCGCCUCACCCCUUGCGCCGCAGCCAUCGACUGCUCUCCGCUGGUGGCUCCUCCUCCGAAAAUGGUGGCGGUGGAGCACUCUGCCCCACCAACGUCGGAGGAGGAUGAGGAGAUUAUAAACUCGGUGGUGGCUGGGACUACGCCGUCCUACUCCCUCGAAUCGAAGCUCGGAGACUGUAAACGAGCUGCGGCGAUACGGCGAGAGGCUCUGCAGAGGAUAACAGGGAAGUCUCUGGUGGGUCUUCCAUUGGAGGGGUUUGAUUACGAGUCUAUUUUGGGACAGUGUUGUGAGAUGCCUGUGGGUUAUGUUCAGAUUCCGGUGGGGAUCGUCGGACCAUUGUUGCUGGACGGGGAGGAGUACUCGGUGCCGAUGGCGACGACGGAGGGGACUUUGGUGGCGAGUACUAAUAGGGGGUGUAAGGCUAUCUACUCGUCCGGCGGCGCCACCAGUGUGUUGCUGAGGGAUGGGAUGACUAGAGCUCCGGUGGUUAGGUUCGGCACCGCCAAGAGGGCGGCGGAGCUCAAAUUCUUCUUGGAGGACCCAAUCAACUCUGAUACUAUUCAUACUGUUUUCAACAAAUCGAGCAGAUUUGCAAGGCUACAAGGAAUUCAAUGUGCGAUAGCAGGAAAGAAUCUGUAUAUGAGGUUCAGGUGCAGCACUGGAGAUGCAAUGGGGAUGAAUAUGGUCUCCAAAGGUGUCCAGAACGUUCUCGACUUCCUUCAGAGUGAUUUUCCUGACAUGGAUGUCAUUGGCAUCUCCGGAAACUUUUGCUCGGACAAGAAGCCAGCAGCUGUGAAUUGGAUAGAAGGGCGUGGAAAGUCAGUAGUUUGCGAGGCAAUCAUCACAGAAGAGGUUGUGAGGAAGGUGUUGAAGACCAACGUAGCUGCACUGGUGGAGCUCAACAUGCUCAAGAACCUUACUGGUUCAGCCAUGGCCGGUGCACUUGGUGGGUUCAAUGCCCAUGCCAGCAACAUUGUGUCUGCAGUAUACUUAGCCACAGGCCAAGACCCUGCUCAGAAUGUGGAGAGCUCUCACUGCAUCACCAUGAUGGAACCUGUCAAUGAUGGCAAGGACCUCCACGUCUCUGUCACCAUGCCUUCCAUUGAGGUGGGUACAGUUGGAGGUGGGACCCAACUAGCAUCCCAGUCAGCAUGCCUUAACCUACUUGGAGUGAAGGGUGCGAGCCGAGAGUCACCAGGGUCGAACUCAAGGCUAUUGGCCUCCAUUGUAGCUGGUGCUGUUCUUGGUGGGGAGCUCUCUGUCAUGUCUGCCAUCGCAGCUGGCCACCUUGUCAAUAGUCACAUGAAAUACAACAGAUCUAGCAAAGAUAUCACCAAGGUAUCCUCUUAAAGGGCGAUGUCGUAAUUUAACCUCUGUAAUCUAGAAAAUAGAAAAUAAAAAUAUGCACAGAAAAGUGGUUCAGAUGAACUCUAAGUGUGGCAGAAAGAAAAGUGGUUCAGAUGAACUCUAAGUGUGGCAGAAACCAUACCUGGAAGAGCAAGUUAUAUUGGUUAUCCUGCUAAUUUGCUUCUUGUAUCAAUUUGGUUCAUGAUAAAUCGUAACAACUCCGUCCUUUAAUAUAUUUUUUUUUAUAUUGUAUCAA
Camellia sinensis is the source of this 2145-nucleotide messenger RNA. The record is from RefSeq and is a predicted model, not a curated record. NCBI's taxonomy places the organism in Eukaryota, Viridiplantae, Streptophyta, Magnoliopsida, Ericales, Theaceae.